AAAGGACAGAUGAACAGACGACCCACAAUCCUUUGCAUAAACUUCAUUUGAAGCGACUCACCUGUUGACCGCUCAUUAGAACCAGCAAUCGCUUUAACGGUCAUGGCGGUCUCUCAGAUCACUCCCACCCUGUUCCUUGGUGGGGCCGACGCCCCCCUCAAUGCCUCUCUGAUGUCACAGAAGGGCAUCACACUGAUCGUCAACGCCACCAUCACCCAUGUUAGCCCUGCCUACCCAGGGGUGGAAUGUCUACGGGUUCCAGUUUCUGACCUGCCCAGCGCCCGCCUUGGAGACCACUUUGAUCGUGUGGCAGAGCGUAUCCACGGUAAUCAUUGCGGUGGUACGCUGGUGCACUGUGCGGCAGGAAUGAGCCGCUCCCCGGCGCUGGUCAUGGCAUACCUGAUGCGUUUCCGCGGUGUGACGCUGAGCCAGGCACACCGCUGGGUGAAGGACAGCCGGCCGUACGUCCGCCUGAACGCCGGAUUCUGGGAGCAGCUGCUGCAGUACGAGAGGAAGCUGUAUGGGAAGAACACAGUCAGGGUGGCGACGGUCCAGGAAACACCCCCUCCACCAACGCCAAAGCUCACACCAAGGACUCAGAGGUGGACCAUGCCAACACUGAUGCACACCAGCAGGUUAACUCAGGUUCAGAGGUCACCUGUGAUGGGCAGGGCAUCUCUGACAACAAACUCACAAACAACGACCCCAAAAAACCAACGAAGAAGAGGAAGUAGAGUCAGCAGCUUCACAGUCUGAGCAUUAAAGCCUACAACACCCACAAUCCACCUGGACUCCUGAAUAAUAGACUACAAUACCCACAAUCCACCUGGACCCCUGAGUGAUAAGGACUACAAUACCCACAAUCCACCUGGACCCCUGAGUGAUAAAGACUACAGUAUCCACAAUCCACCUGGACCACUGAGUGAAAAAGAUUAUAGUACCCACAAUCCAGCUGGACCACUGUGUAAUAGACUACAAUACCCACAAUCCACCUGGACCCCUGAGGGAUAAGGACUACAGUACCCACAAUCCACCUGGACCCCUGAGUAAUAGACUACAAUACACACAAUCCACCCGGACCACUGAGUGAUAAAGACUACAGUACCCACAAUCCACCUGGACCCCUGAGUAAUAGACUACUUUACCUACAAUCUACCUGGACCCCUAAGGGAUAAGGACUACAAUACCCACAAUCCACCUGGACCCCUGAGUGAUAAACACUACAGUAUCCACAAUCCACCUGGACCACUGAGUGAAAAAGAUUAUAGUACCCACAAUCCAGCUGGACCACUGUGUAAUAGACUACAAUACCCACAAUCCACCUGGACCCCUGAGGGAUAAGGACUACAGUACCCACAAUCCACCUGGACCCCUGAGUAAUAGACUACAAUACAUACAAUCCACCCGGACCACUGAGUGAUAAAGACUACAGUACCCACAAUCCACCUGGACCCCUGAGUAAAAAAGACUACUGUACCCACAAUCCACCUGGACCCCUGAGGGAUAAGGACUACAGUACCCACAAUCCACCUGGACCACUGAGUAAAAAAGACUACUUUACCUACAAUCUACCUGGACCCCUGAGUGAUAAAGACUACAGUACCCACAAUCCACCUGGACCCCUGAGUAA
This is a messenger RNA of Cheilinus undulatus (humphead wrasse), 1630 nucleotides long. RefSeq names its product dual specificity protein phosphatase 18. The transcript has 2 exons. Gene Ontology annotation, cellular component: cytoplasm. The record is from RefSeq and is a predicted model, not a curated record. Gene Ontology annotation, molecular function: MAP kinase tyrosine/serine/threonine phosphatase activity. Bases 103 to 756 code for a protein of 217 amino acids. Gene Ontology annotation, biological process: protein dephosphorylation. NCBI's taxonomy places the organism in Eukaryota, Metazoa, Chordata, Actinopteri, Labriformes, Labridae.